This is a messenger RNA of Aspergillus brunneoviolaceus CBS 621.78, 1146 nucleotides long. It is a transcript of the gene sld5, whose product is annotated as putative GINS DNA replication complex subunit Sld5. NCBI's taxonomy places the organism in Eukaryota, Fungi, Ascomycota, Eurotiomycetes, Eurotiales, Aspergillaceae. The coding region runs from base 74 to 910 and encodes 278 amino acids. The transcript has 2 exons. The record is from RefSeq and is a predicted model, not a curated record. Gene Ontology annotation, biological process: DNA-templated DNA replication; double-strand break repair via break-induced replication. Gene Ontology annotation, cellular component: GINS complex.
CUGCCCAUAACUAAUCACGACUCAACCGUUUGACACCAACUACCCUCAGCGGGGAGUCAAUGCACCGACCGCCAUGGAUAUUGACGACAUUCUCGCCUCCGUGGACCGCCACGACCCGACCACCCCGGAGUCCACGGCGCUGGACCACCAAUUGCUGACGCGGUUCUGGGUGGCCGAGCGCGGCGUCUCGGAGCUGCUUCCCUGGCCGGGGCCCUUGAUGGACCGCAUGAUGGACCGCGUUCGACGACAGAUCGAAACAAUCGAAGACCUAGCCGCAACCUCCGCCGACCCCCUCCCCAGCACCAGCACCACCACAAACCUCCAAACCACCACCACCAACACCAACACCACAAUAAACCUUACCCUCUCAAUUCUCCAAACCGACCUCUCCCGCACCCAAUACACCCUCCGCAGCCUCCUCCGGCAGCGUCUCUCCAAACUCACAAAACACAGCAUGCACUACCUCCUCCGCAUCUCGCCGCCCACCACCCAACAAACCCAAUCGCAAUCCCAAACGGCAGAGCACGACCUCCGCCCCGAGGACUCCAUCCCCACCGUGGGCCAAGAAGCCCCACACCCGCCUCUCUCGGCCCCCGAGGUGAGGUUCCUGGUCGCGCAUCAGCACCUCCUGGCCAAGCACUACGGGGACGCGUUCCUGGGGUCGUUCCCGCCGCAGCUGCGUCGGUUGGAUGAUAACGCCGGCGGGACGAGUAUGGUGCAGGGGCCGGAGGUGCGGGAGGUGGUGUUUGUGCGGUGUUUGGUGGAGGAGGUGCGGGUGGUGGUGCCGCCGGGGGAUGGGGUCGAGGAGGAGGUGGUGGGCGGCACGGCGAUGCGGAUGGGGGAUGUUUGGGCGGUCAGGUGGGAGGGGGUCAGGGAUGCGUGGCGCAGGGGCGAGGUGGAGGUUCUUUAGUAUUGGGUUCUGAGGUUGGGGAUGUGAGAUGGGGCCAAGGAGGAGGUCAGGAUGAGCUUCUUUGUAUGUUAUGUUGGACUGUUGGCAAGGUUCGGGCUCGGGACAUGGUUGUAUACCAAUGUGCAUGGUUGCAUGGUGCAUGGUGCAUGGUGGCGUUGCAAGCUUCUUUUCGUUGAUUGUUGUUAUGUUUCCUGAUGAUACCUACUGCAUACAUCGCUUCUACAUUUACUGCAUAC